Molecule: messenger RNA, 5582 nt
Organism: Epinephelus moara (kelp grouper)
Lineage: Eukaryota; Metazoa; Chordata; Actinopteri; Perciformes; Serranidae
Product: low-density lipoprotein receptor-related protein 1-like
Exons: 36
Coding region: 252-5582 (1776 amino acids)
Molecular function (GO): calcium ion binding; protein binding
Source: RefSeq, a predicted model, not a curated record
UGCCGGGCCUAAGGAACACCAUUGCCCUGGACUUCCAUCUGAGCCAGAGCGCCCUCUAUUGGACUGAUGUGGUGGAGGACAAGAUCUACCGUGGGAAACUGUCCGAGAAUGGAGCUUUAACCAGCUUCGAUGUGGUAAUCCAGUAUGGGCUGGCUACCCCCGAGGGCUUGGCAGUGGACUGGAUAGCAGGAAACAUUUACUGGGUGGAAAGCAAUUUGGAUCAGAUAGAGGUGGCCAAGUUGGAUGGCACCAUGAGGACCACACUGCUGGCUGGGGAGGUGGAGCACCCUCGAGCCAUUGCCCUGGAUCCCCGGGAUGGAAUCCUCUUCUGGACAGACUGGGAUGCCAGCUUGCCCAGGAUUGAGGCGGCAUCCAUGAGUGGAGAGGGCAGGAAGACCAUCCAUAAGGAAACUGGCAAUGGAGGCUGGCCAAAUGGACUCACAGUGGAUUAUCUAGAGCGCCGCAUCCUCUGGAUUGAUGCCAGGUCUGAUGCCAUUUAUUCAGCCAAAUAUGACGGUUCUGGUCUGAUCGAGGUUCUGAGGGGACACGAGUAUCUGUCGCAUCCGUUUGCUGUUACUAUGUACGGAGGAGAGGUUUACUGGACGGACUGGAGGACCAACACUCUGGCAAAGGCAAACAAGUGGACAGGAAGCAACGUCACUGUGGUCCAGAGAACCAACACACAACCUUUUGACCUUCAGGUCUACCAUCCAUCCAGACAGCCGCAGGCUCCUAACCCAUGUGCGGCUAAAGACGGCAAGGAGCCCUGUUCUCAUCUAUGUCUUAUUAACUACAAUCAGACCUUCUCGUGUGCCUGCCCUCACCUCAUGAAGCUAGGCCCCGACAAACGCACUUGCUAUGAGUCUCGUCAGUUCCUGCUGUACGCUCGCCAGAUUGAGAUCAGAGGAGUGGACAUCGACAACCCCUACUACAACUACAUCAUCUCCUUCACUGUGCCUGACAUUGACAACGUGACCGUUGUGGACUAUGAUGCUCUGGAGCACCGAAUCUACUGGUCAGACGUGCGCACUCAGACCAUCAAGAGGGCUUUUAUCAAUGGCACUGGAGUUGAGACUGUGGUCUCUGCUGAUCUGCCCAAUGCUCACGGCCUGGCAGUGGACUGGGUGUCCAGGAACCUGUUCUGGACCAGCUAUGAUGCCAAUAAGAAACAGAUUAAUGUUGCCAGACUUGACGGCUCCUUCAAAAAUGCUGUCAUCCAGGGCUUGGACAAACCACACUGUCUAGUGCUGCAUCCAAUACUGGGGAAACUCUACUGGACAGAUGGGGACAACAUCAGCAUCGCCAACACAGACGGUAGCAACCGCAGUGUCCUUUUCACGGGCCAGAAAGGCCCUGUCGGUCUCUCUAUUGACUUUGACACUGAGCAGCUGUACUGGAUCAGCUCGGGGAACAGCACCAUCAGCCGCUGUAAACUGGACGGCUCUGGACUGGAGGUGCUGGAGGGGGUUAAGGGCAAGUUGACCAAGGCUACUGCUCUGGCCAUCAUGGGAGACAAGUUGUGGUGGGCGGACCAAGGAACUGACCAGAUAGGAACCUGUGACAAGAAGGACGGCGGCAACUGGAAAGUCCUGAGGAACAGCACAUCCCCCAUGAUGCACAUGAAAAUCUACAAUGAAACCGUGCAGAAAGGCACCAAUCUCUGCAGUAAUAACAACGGAGACUGUUCCCAGCUGUGUCUCCCCACUUCCCCAACCACCAGGGCCUGCAUGUGCACCGCAGGAUACAGCCUGCGCACAGGGCAACAGUCUUGUGAAGGUGUUGGCUCUUUCCUGCUGUACUCUGUGCAUGAGGGCAUACGUGGUAUUCCUUUGGAUCCAUCAGACAAGUCUGAUGCCCUGGUACCGGUGUCAGGCACAUCCCUGGCUGUGGGAAUAGAUUUCCAUGCCGACAAUGACACAAUCUACUGGGUCGACAUGGGCCUGAGCACCAUUAGCAGGGCCAAGAGAGACCAGACAUGGAGAGAGGACGUGGUCACUAAUGGCAUUGGCAGAGUGGAGGGCAUCGCUGUGGACUGGAUAGCAGGAAACAUCUACUGGACGGACCAAGGCUUUGAUGUGAUUGAGGUAGCCAGACUGAACGGCUCUUUCCGCUACGUGGUGAUCUCUCAGGGCCUGGACAAACCUCGUGCCAUCACUGUCCACCCUGAGAAAGGGUAUCUGUUCUGGACGGAGUGGGGCCAGUACCCUCGUAUUGAACGGUCUCGUCUGGAUGGCUCUCAGAGGGCUAUCCUGGUCAAUGCCAGUAUCAGCUGGCCCAACGGUAUCUCCAUUGACUAUGAGGAGAAUCUGCUGUACUGGUGCGAUGCCAGGACAGACAAGAUUGAGCGCAUCAACCUGGAAACUGGAGAGAACAGGGAAGUUGUGCUUGCCAACAACAACAUGGACAUGUUCUCUGUGUCUGUGUUUGAGAGCUACAUCUACUGGAGUGACAGGACACAUGCUAAUGGCUCCAUAAAGAGAGGCAGCAAGGACAACGCCACAGACUCCGUGUCUCUGAGGACUGGUAUUGGGGUACAGCUCAAAGACAUCAAGGUUUUCAACAGGGCCAGGCAGCAAGGAACAAACGUAUGCAAAGACAAAAAUGGCGGUUGCCAGCAGCUUUGUCUUUUCCGUGGCAACGGACAGCGGACAUGUGCCUGCGCCCAUGGUAUGCUGGCCGAAGACGGCUGCAGCUGCCGUGACUACGAUGGCUACCUACUCUAUUCGGAGCGCACCAUACUAAAGAGCGUCCACCUGUCAGAUGAAAACAACCUAAAUGCACCCAUCAAACCAUUCGAGGACCCUGAACACAUGAAGAAUGUCAUUGCACUCACUUUUGACUACAGAGGAGGUGGAGGAAAGGGAGCUAACCGCAUCUUCUUCAGCGACAUCCACUUCGGCAACAUCCAGCAGAUCAGUGAUGAUGGGUCUGACCGCAGGACUGUGGUAGAGAACGUCGGCUCGGUGGAGGGCUUGGCAUACCACAGGGGCUGGGAUAUGCUGUACUGGACCAGUUACACUACCUCAACCAUCACCCGCCACACCGUGGAUCAAAACCGCUGGGGUGCUGUUGACAGGCACACCGUGGUCAGCAUGUCGGGAGAUGACCACCCCAGAGCCUUUGUCCUUGAUGAGUGUCAGGGCCUCAUGUUUUGGACCAACUGGAACGAGCAGUCUCCCAGUAUCAUGCGUUCCACACUGUCUGGCUCCAACGUCCUUGUGAUCAUUGGCAAUGACAUCCGAACCCCUAACGGCCUGGCCAUAGACCACCGUGCUGAAAAGCUUUAUUUUUCCGAUGCCACGCUAGACAAGAUAGAGCGCUGCGAAUAUGACGGCACUCGCCGCUAUGUGGUGUUGAAGAAUGAGCCAGCCCACCCGUUUGGCCUGGCUGUGUACGGUGACUACAUCUUCUGGACUGACUGGGUGAGGAGGGCCGUGCUUCGGGCUGACAAAUACACAGGAGGGGACAUGAAGGUGCUGCGUGCUGACAUACCUCAGCAGCCAAUGGGCAUUGUCGCUGUGGCCAACGACACCAAUAGCUGUGAGUUCUCCAUGUGCCGUGUCAACAACGGAGGAUGUCAGGACCUGUGUUUGCUGACCUCUGAGGGAAGGGUCAACUGCAGUUGCCGUGGCGAUAGGAAGCUUUUGGAAGACAAUACUUGCAUAGCCCUCAACACUACAUGUAACAACAUUGAUGAGUUUGAGUGUGGAAAUGGAGAUUGCAUUAACUACACCCUGACUUGUGAUGGCACAGCUCACUGCAAGGACAAGUCUGAUGAGAAGCAGUCCUACUGUGCCAACCGUGUGUGCAAGAAGGGAUACAGGCGGUGCGUGAACGGCCGCUGUGUGGGGCAUAGCUCCUGGUGCAACGGGCAGGACGACUGUGGAGACAGUUCUGAUGAAGUCUUCUGUAACGCCACACUGUGCACAGCCGAUCAGUUCCAGUGCAGAGACGGAGGCUGCAUCUCCAACUCCAGCAAGUGUAACCAGAAAGUGGACUGCGAGGAUGCCAGUGAUGAGAUGAAUUGCACUGCCACGGACUGUUCCAGUUACUUCCAUCUUGGUGUGAAAGGAGUGACAUUUCAGAAAUGCGAGUUCACCACACUCUGCUAUGCCCCUUCAUGGCUGUGUGAUGGAGCUAAUGACUGUGGAGACUUCUCGGAUGAAAGAAAUUGCCCAGGGAGCGGGAAAACAAAGUGUCCAACACCCUUCUUUGCCUGUCCGAGUGGACGCUGUAUCCCUAUGAGCUGGACUUGCGAUAAGGAGAAUGACUGUGAGAACGGCGCAGACGAGGCUCACUGUGAUAAAUUCUGCUCAGCCUCGCAGUUUGAGUGUGGGAACCACCGCUGCAUUCCCAACCGCUGGGUUUGUGACGGAGCGGAUGACUGUGGUGACAGCAGUGAUGAGGACAGCAAGUGCAAAACCAAAACCUGCAGUCCCGAGGCGUUCCAGUGUCCUGGAUCACAUAUGUGUAUCCCUCAGCGCUGGAAGUGCGACGGAGACAAAGACUGUCCUGACGGAGCUGACGAGAGUGUCAAAGCUGGCUGUGUGUUCAACAACACGUGCCCCAGCAAUGAGUUCAUGUGCCAAAACCGACAGUGCAUCCCCAAGCACUUUGUGUGCGACCAUGACAACGACUGCAGCGACGGCUCUGAUGAGUCCCUGGAGUGUGAAUAUCCGACAUGUGGACCCAACGAGUUCCGUUGUGCCAACGGACGCUGCCUCAUCCAGAGUUCAUGGGAGUGUGAUGGAGACUUUGACUGCCAUGACCACUCAGACGAAGCCCCCAAGAACCCACGCUGCACUGGAGCAGAGAAGAAAUGCAACGACACCACGUACGCCUGCAAUAAUGGAAACUGUGUCAAUGAGACAUUGCUCUGUGACCACAAGGAUGACUGCGGCGACGGCUCAGAUGAACUGAACUGUUUUAUUAACGAGUGCCUGAACAGCAAACUGAGCGGCUGCUCCCAGCUCUGUGAAGACCUCAAAAUAGGCUUCAAGUGUAGAUGCCACCCUGGCUUCCGUCUGAAAGAUGACGGGAAGACGUGUGUUGACAUAGACGAGUGCACAACCACCUAUCCCUGCACGCAGCGUUGCAUCAACACACAUGGCAGCUUCCACUGCCUGUGUGUGGAGGGUUUCCAGCUUAGCCCUGAAAACCCCACCAUAUGCAAAUCCACCUCUGAUGAAGAACCCUUCCUGAUCUUUGCCAACCGCUACUAUCUGAGGAAGCUCAAUUUAGACGGCUCCAACUACACACUGCUCAAACAGGGCUUGAACAAUGCCGUGGCUCUGGACUUCGACUAUCGCCAGCAGAUGAUUUAUUGGACAGAUGUGACCACCCAAGGCAGCAUGAUCAGACGCAUGCACAUCAACGGCAGCGAUGUUCAGGUCCUUCAUCGCACAUCACUCAGCAACCCAGAUGGUCUGGCAGUGGACUGGGUUGGAGGAAACCUGUACUGGUGCGAUAAGGGACGGGACACAAUCGAGGUGUCAAAGCUGAACGGAGCAUACCGGACAGUUCUGGUAAACAGCGGCCUGAGGGAGCCACGUGCUGUGGCUGUGGACGUGCGCUAUGGGUAA